This is a messenger RNA of Alternaria alternata, 781 nucleotides long. RefSeq lists its product as hypothetical. Bases 237 to 476 code for a protein of 79 amino acids. The record is from RefSeq and is a predicted model, not a curated record. NCBI's taxonomy places the organism in Eukaryota, Fungi, Ascomycota, Dothideomycetes, Pleosporales, Pleosporaceae. The transcript has 2 exons.
GCGACAAUCUUAUAUUAGUGAAGCGCAUCGCUGAAUAACACAAAUCAACACCUGGUCUGACCUCAAUCCGAUACUGCAUCUGCAACAGCGCAACAGGGAACUGGCUGGCGAGCACAUUGCGACAUUACAACCGUGCCAUAUCUACAAUACGCCUCUCCUUGGUAUUCCUUCUUCGACAAACACCAUAUCUCUCGGCGCGCGGAUAACAAGGCACAACAAAUUCCACACAAUACACAAUGGGUCUCAUGGAGAAGCUGCAAGCUCGCCUCGAGCUGUACCGCCUCGAACAGCGUUACACACGCCGUGAGAAACGCACUACUUUUAUCAGCGAAGCCCAAUACGUCGACGGCGAAUAUGUCUAUGCCUCAUCGCCUUCUUCAGCAAACUCAUCCACCACCACAAGUAGCAAGCGCUUCAGCAAGAUGCCUGCUAUACGGAUAAAGGAGCUUGGCCGUAUGGGCACAGGACGAUCGUAAAUAUUCUCUCGGAUUCAGCUGCUCAUUGCGCUCCUACAUGGUCGACGAUGAUAGACGAAUGUUUGCCCGCCCGGUCAGGCCGACAGAAACAACAGCAUCACAGUCCGAUUGAGGAAGAACGUGCGACGAAACAAACCUCACACAGUACUGGAGCACACCAUGUACUCAUGCCGUGAAGGAGUCGCACAUGAAUACAUACGCCAUGUGCAGAGACAGGAGACGACACGCCUCGCAACACCAGCGGGUGGAAGAUGUAAUAACGCAACGAAAUUAACGCCAAAACAACUAUCGACGAAGGACGGGAA